AUGGCCAAAGUCACCGGGGCCCUGGGCUUUAGCGAGCCUCUUCCCGGCGUUCGUUUCAAGUUCCAUGCGAACGACACGACCCUCGAUGUAAUGAACAUCACACAGCGCGACGCAACCAUCUCUAACGCGAGGGCAGCCUCCCCGCCUCCCUCUCUCGACGCCGAGGGAUUCACGCUCGUGGGCCACAAGAGCGCAGUCCAAGACUUCCGCGACCAAGAGGAGAUCAAGCGCGUCCACGCCGGCGAGAUCCGCGACCUCCUCCUGGGCCUCACCGGCGCCGACGACGUCGAGGUGCGCGGCCUCGGCGUGCUGCGCUUCGGGGAGCGCAGCAGGGACUCGGGCGCGCUGAACAACUCCCGCCCGGCGCGGUUCGUGCACGUCGACAUCUCGGACAGGACGGCCGCGGAGUGGAACGCGAAGCUCGCGGCGCCGGAGGGCAGGCGGGGGAUCAGGCGGUUCGCGCACCUCAACGUCUGGCGCGUGCUGACCCCGCCGCCGCAGGAUGUCCCGCUGGCCGUGUGCGACGCCCGGAGCCUGUCGCCGGAGGAUGUCCAUUUCGCGGAUGCGAUGUUCGAUGACCCUGAUGGCAGUGGGAGGAUCUUGCACUCGUUUGAGGGGCUGGCUGUUAGGCAGAGCCCGGGCCAGAGGUGGUGGUACUACCCUGAUAUGCGGACGGACGAGGUGCUUGUUUUCAAGACGAAUGACACCGAGCCGGGGGUCGCUCACGCGGUUGCCCACGGUGCGUUUGAUGACCCCUCGUGCCCGGCGGAGCAGGAACCGCGUGCGAGUCUUGAGAUGCGUGGUAUUGCGAUCUGGUAUGAUCCGGGCAAAUGA
Molecule: messenger RNA, 834 nt
Organism: Diaporthe citri
Lineage: Eukaryota; Fungi; Ascomycota; Sordariomycetes; Diaporthales; Diaporthaceae
Exons: 1
Coding region: 1-834 (277 amino acids)
Molecular function (GO): oxidoreductase activity
Source: RefSeq, a predicted model, not a curated record